Molecule: messenger RNA, 2628 nt
Organism: Ictalurus punctatus (channel catfish)
Lineage: Eukaryota; Metazoa; Chordata; Actinopteri; Siluriformes; Ictaluridae
Product: tripartite motif-containing protein 16
Exons: 6
Coding region: 176-1870 (564 amino acids)
Molecular function (GO): zinc ion binding; protein binding
Source: RefSeq, a predicted model, not a curated record
CUCUCUCUCUCUUUCUCAAUCUCUCUCUCUCUCUCUCUCUCGCUCUCAAUCUCUCUCUCUCUCUAUCUCUCUCCCUCUCACACACGCGCACAGACACGCAGAACCAGGAAGUAACUCCUCAUUUCAGAAAAAACAAAACGGAUCUCUCUCGUUCACAGUGUGUGGGUGCAGGAAAAUGGCCGAGGCCAGUAUUUCAGCAGAUCAGUUUUCAGUGGACCAGUUCAGCUGUCCAGUGUGUCUGGAUCUCCUGAAGGAUCCGGUGGCGAUCCCCUGUGGUCACAGUUUCUGUAAGGUGUGUAUUAAUGACUGCUGGGAUCAGGAGGAUCAGAAGGGCGUCUACAGCUGUCCUCAGUGCAGAGACACUUUCACUCCGAGGCCUGUUCUACGCAGAAACAACAUGCUGGCUGAAGUGGUGGAGAAACUGAAGACUGAAGUCCAAGCUGCUUCUCCUGCUCACUGUUACGCUGGACCUGGAGAUGUGGAGUGUGAUUUCUGCACCCAGAUGAAACAUAAAGCCGUCAAGUCCUGUCUGAUGUGUCUGGCUUCUUACUGUGGAAUUCAUCUGAAACCUCAUCUAGAAAUUACUGCUUUGAAAAAACACACAUUAAUCAAAGCUUCUGCAAAGCUACAAGAGAAGAUCUGCUCUCAACAUAAUAAGCCAAUCGAGAUCUACUGUCGUAGCGAUCAGACCUGCAUCUGUUACUUGUGUACGAUGGAUAAUCACAAAGGACACGACACCGUCACAGUCACAGCAGAAAGAGCCGAGAAACAGAGUGAGUUAAAGAAGGAGCGGAGGAAAUCCCAGCAGAGAAUCCAGGAGAAGCAGAAGAAGGUGCAGGAGCUGAAACAGACUGUGAACACUAUAAAGCUCAGUGCACAGACAGCAGUGGAGGACAGUGAGAGGAUCUUUACUGAGAUGAUCAGCUCCAUGGAGAAAAGGCGCUCGGAGGUGACGGAGCUGAUCAGAGCUCAGGAGAAGGCUGAACUGAGUCGAGCUGAACGACUCCUGGAGCAACUGGAGCAGGAGAUCGCUGAUCUUCAGAGGAGAGUCACUGAGCUGGAGCAGUUUUCACACACACACGAUCACAUCCAUUUCCUCCAGGCUUUAGCUUCUCGACGUCAGUCUCCUUCAUUAGACAGAGCAGAGUUUCAGACAUCCAGCAUCACUGACCGUCAACAUCUCUCAUUUGAUGGAGUGAGGAAUUCUCUCUCGGACCUGAAGGAGAGACUCGAGGAAUUCUGUGAGGAGGAAUUCAACAAAAUCCUUCCACAUGCUGCAGCAGUUCAGAUCAUUUCACCAUCAGAGCCACAGACCAGAGAAGAUUUCCUGAAAUAUUUCUGUUAUCAGACUCUGGAUCCCAACACGGCACAUCGUUACCUCCUUCUGUCUGAGAAGAACAGAGCGGUGAGGUACAGUGAGAGACAGCAGCAGUACUCUGAUCAUCCAGAGAGAUUUGACUCUAUCUGGCAGGUGUUGAGUAAGGAGAGUGUGUGUGGACGCUGUUACUGGGAGGUGGAGUGGAGCGGUGAUGGUGUGUCCAUAUCAGUCUCAUAUAAAGACCUCAACAGGAAAGGACUGGGUAAUGAAUGUGAGUUUGGAGGCAACAAUCAGUCCUGGAGUCUGUGGUGUUCUUCUUCUUCUCUCAUCUUCUAUCACAACAACAUUGAGACUUAUCUCACGGUUCCAUCGUCCUCCAGAAUAGGAGUGUAUGUGGAUCACAGUGCAGGAACUCUGUCCUUCUACAGUGUCUCUGACACGAUGAAGUUCCUCCACAGAGUCCACACCACUUUCACUCAGCCUCUAUACGCCGGGAUUGGGUUCCACUGGUUGUUUGGUUCUACAUCUGUGAGAUUGUGUGAUCCAGAAUGAAGUGUGUAGUGUUUUAUGUAAAAUUCCUGUACAUUUAUUAAUUAAAACAGAGGAGUCAUUUUGCAAUAAUAAAAAAGGAAAUGUUCAAAAUGAACUCUCAGAUAAGAAACUAGUAGAAUUGAAAAAGAAAAUGAUCAGAUGAUAUCUCGUGACCUUAGCGUUAUAAAGUUCUAUCUGUUUGUUUCAUAUUCAGCAACCUCUCAUUAAAUAACUAAUAAACAGUAAUAAAGCCAGUACAGAACAACAUUUUAAACCUGUUAACGUCACACUAUAUAAAAAUAAAAUCUAAACUUUUGAAGGAAUUAGAUUGUUCUGCUUGUGUUCUAAGAUGUAAAAUACACGUUCGCGUUUUAAGAUCUGAAGUUUUAUCAAGUUUAUCUGUGAGUUUUGAAUUCUUUAUUAAAAUAUUACAAUCAAAGCUUUGCAGAGUAAAAGAUAACAGCACAGGAGAAUAAAGUUUCCCCCAGUGAUGAAGUUUAUGUGGUUCACUCAUCUUCAACCAAAAUGCAAAGACAGGAGCUUUUAAUACUGAGGUCAGGAUUUUUCAGCAAGCCGCUGUAUUGAUACAUAAGGGUUUAAAAAAAAAUAAAAAUAAAAAUCACUUUGACUGUAUAUUUUUAGAUUCUUUAAUCAGUGGGAAAUAACUACAAUGUCUUAAAUAUGAUGUGGUUUUUUUUCCAAAAAAAAAAAAAAUCUUUUAAUGUUCUAAUAUAUUGUCUGUGUGUAUAAUGAUGAUAAAUAUGUCUCUGUUAACUGUA